AUGCGCACGCACACACGCACACAACGCAUUUUGUUACAGAAUAAGCAACGACCAGCUUGCGUGUCUGCAGACGCUCGAACACUCGAACCGUGUCUUUCCUCUUUCUUUCUCUCUCUCUCUCUCUCUCUAUCUAUCUAUCUAUCUCUAUCUAUCUAUCUAUCUGUCUAUCUAUGUUAUUUUAUUAUUACUAUUUUUAUUCUUUUGUUUUUUUUUCUCUGCAUUCUUGUCACCCUUGAAUUUCAUUCGUUGUUUCCUCGAUCUCACUAUGUUUUCUUUUAUUCUAUUAACGUCACACUUUUCUCUCCCAUGGCUUCGAUUGGCAUCUCCCCCCCCCCAUUUGCUUCUAUGAGCAACUUCCUUUUCUCCCCCCAUGCUUUCCUUUACCGGUUCCUUUUCUCUCCUGUUGCUUACUUUAACGUCUGCUUUUUUUGCUCGCGUCUAUCUUUUUCCCCCGUUGCUUACAUUAGCGUCUCUCUUUCACCGCUCGUUGCUUCCAUUACCAAACUUCCAUUAGCGUCUCCCUUUUCUACCUCGUUUCUUCGAUUAUCGGGUCCCUUUUCUCUACCGUUUCUUCCAUUAUCGUCUCCUUUUUCUAUCCUAUUGCUUCCGUUAGCGUCUUCCUUUUCUUCCCCUUCGUUUUCUUUAACGUCUCUCUAUUCUCUCCAGUUGCUUCCAUUAGCGUCUUUCUUUUUCUCUCUUGUCGCUACCUUUAGUGUCUCCUUUUUCUCCCCAACUGCUUCCAUUAUCAUCUCCCUUUUCUCCAUCGUUGCUUCCUUAUAG
Acanthosepion pharaonis is the source of this 780-nucleotide messenger RNA. The record is from the annotation of a GenBank genome assembly. NCBI's taxonomy places the organism in Eukaryota, Metazoa, Mollusca, Cephalopoda, Sepiida, Sepiidae.